This is a messenger RNA of Morone saxatilis (striped sea-bass), 5026 nucleotides long. It is a transcript of the gene lcorl, whose product is annotated as ligand dependent nuclear receptor corepressor-like. The coding region runs from base 66 to 1817 and encodes 583 amino acids. Gene Ontology annotation, molecular function: DNA binding. The transcript has 7 exons. The record is from RefSeq and is a predicted model, not a curated record. Gene Ontology annotation, cellular component: nucleus. Gene Ontology annotation, biological process: regulation of transcription by RNA polymerase II. NCBI's taxonomy places the organism in Eukaryota, Metazoa, Chordata, Actinopteri, Moronidae.
CAGCAGAAAGAGAGGAAGACAGAAACGUUCAGGCAGAGGGACCAAGAGGGGGGCAAUAAGGCGCAAUGGCGACCGUGCAGUGCUGCAAAUGCACGGCCGAAAGGAAAGGGUUUCGGCGGGAACUUGAUUCUUGGCGACACAAAUUGAUACACUGCGUUGGGUUUGAAAGCAUUCUGGAGGGAAUUUAUGGCCCACUACUGCUGAGAGACCUCAAUUUAUUUGAUGACUGUGAACCUGAAGAGGUGGAUGACUGGUCCCCAGAAGCAAGCUGCUCUCAAUGUUCAUUCUGCAACCUUCCCUUGGACAAACUCAGUGAUCAAGUACCCGCAGCCACGUCGCCCCUCUCCUCCCCCUCUGAUUACUCUCCCUGUCAAGCUCCAAUCAUCUCUGAGAGCAGCCAAUCAGCACACAGGUUCCUCCAGGCUGUGUUUCACAAGAAAGAUGUUCCCCUUGGCUGUGAUUCCAACAUCCCUCUGGUUGCUCAGGAGCUGAUGAAGAAGAUGAUACAUCAGUUUGCCUUGGAGUACGCAUCCAAGUGCCUACUCCACACCAGUACAAAUGGUGUUACAACAAGGACCUCAUCACCUCUGUCAGAAACAUCAGAUGCCCCUCUGGACCUCACAGUGAGCCGAACCCAGGAGGAGAAAGAGAGUGAAAGUGAACCAGAUGGCGUGCUCGACCUCUCCAACAGGAACUCUGCCUGCUCAGCAACUUCAUCAAAAUCCUCAUCUAAUCACAGAGCCUCAGGGAGGCAUCGCAGGCAGAAGGAGGAGUACAUUGAGAGGAGCUUGGAGCUGUCUGAGGGUUUGCUGUCCAAGGCCUUGAAGGAUAUACGUUCAGGGAGGCUGCAAGAGCAGCGGGCUGCGUUGCUUUAUGGAAUACCUCUUCACACCCUGAGGCAAGGUCUGGACGGCUGGGCUGAGGGAAGGCUGGGGAUGCUUCAUCAACUCGCACCAGGAGGCAGAGAUUUCAGGGAUGAAGUGACAUCCUACAAUGUGAUGUCAUCAAUGUUUGGUGGUGAAGCCCGCCUUGUUCUGCAGAAGGUGGCAGCGUGGGCAGAGCGGGCAGAAAUUGGAGGAGUAGCAGAGGAGAAUGGAGAUUUGAGUUUCCCUUCAUCCUCUCUUACCUUUUAUCAGCCGAGUGGUCUACAGAAGACCCUCCCCCACUCUUUUCCCCAGCUCAGGGAUGUGCUCAAGCCACCACCAAGCCCCACCCCCAGUCUGGAGCCACCUACGCCCCUGCGUAUUCCUCAAGUCCGUUCGGUGUCUGACCAUAACAGGUCAGUCCCAGCUGAGAAUUGCAGCGUGGCUGAAAAUCAACUUAAACGAACCUCAUCAACAGAAGGUACUGCCAGUUCAUCAACAGCUACUGCUAGACCUUCAUCUCUCUUCAAACUUAGACCUCCUUUCUUACCACAUGGCUGUCCAGGCAUUGCCAACCAGUCACCUCAUCGCCUGGGACCACGCGGGUCCUCGCUGGAUGAUUCAGAAGAGGGGGCAGGAGGCCGGGAUAAAGACAAGCAGCCGAGAAAGAAACGUGGAAGAUACCGCCAGUAUGACCACGACCUGCUGGAAGAGGCCAUCACCAUGGUGAUGGGAGGUCGCAUGAGCGUGUCAAAGGCCCAGGGUGUUUAUGGUGUGCCGCACAGCACACUGGAAUACAAAGUCAAAGAGCGUACUGGUACACUGAAGAACCCGCCCAAGAAGAAAUCUGCCAACUUUUGUUCAUCCAAUUCCAACUCGUCUGGAUCUGGUACCACGACCGGUUCCACUAACUCAGGGACUCUUGCCUCAGCUGCUGACGCAAAGAGGUUCUAGACCACGAAACGCCUCCAGAACUCCUCAACACUUGAACUCAUCACCUCUUACAAGAUAAUUGUUUUCUGGAGACACUUGUUAAAACACAACACAUGCCUUUACAAAUUAUAUGGAUAUUGAUAUUCAGGUCUUUUAACUAUGUGUCUGUAAUGUGAUAGUCAUACUUUUAGCAUUUCUCUAGCUUAGUCCUGGUCCAGUCUCUGGGCUUUGAUUAAAGCAGUUACGAGGUUCAGCAUUUUUUAAAGAGGCAGUGGUGCUCAUUGCAGCUUUAGUCCACAGGGGCUGCUAAACUCAACAAACUCCUCGUAGCUUCAGUUUUUAUCACUAAAGCUAAAAGAUCUUUAAGGAUAUGGCUUGCAUUAUAUUAUCUGUUUAUUAAGAACAACAAAUCAACCUGUGGGAAAGACCAAAACUAAAUUUAAAUUUUCAGUGGCCACAAGUUUCUUUAAUAGUUUUUUGGUGGCAAAGUGUCAGAUGUGUCUGCACAAAAUGCAUUAAAUAACAUAUAUAUAUAUAUAUAUAUAUAUAUAUAUCAUUUCUGCAUGACAAUGAAGUUCUACAGUACAGAGAUAUAAGCUUAAUCAGUCUAUGGUUAAAAAGACUACUUAUAAGGAAAAGUCUGUUGUUGGUUUUGGUCUUGUUAGGAAAUUUGUUGGUAAUCAGAUAAAAAUAAACACCAGCAUUAUCCUUAAAGAGCUUCAUGAAGUUCUCAACUUUGUUUUCAUAAUUCUAUGAUUUUGUUUUUCCUCAAGGAGAAAAACUGACAUUGAUUGUUAUCCACCAGAUUGCCCAGGAUCAAGUAUGAGAAACACAGUUGUGGGCUGGAGCUAAGAAAUCAAGUGUGACUCUCAUGUUUGCUAGCUGUUAGGUUAUUAGGUUAUUCAGGUUUGAUUCAAUUCUUAAAGCUCCUUGUUAAUGGAGCGUUGAUGAUUGUCAUUUGCAGCUUUCUAUCUCUCUCUGGGUAUUUUACCUAGGCUACUGAAGUGACUUAGAGCCAUUAUGACAGAUUAAAAACUCUGCUAUUGGUAGACACCUCUACAAACAGGGAGAUUGUACAGUACAAAGUGCUGUGGUGGCUACAUCUUCAUUAUGAGUUUUUGUUAAAGAGAUUAGCUUAACAAAGCCAUUUCCUGUCCACAUAGUUUUCCUCUCUAUUUGUGCAAGCUAGUCUGAAUUGUAUUGAGUGUAGUUGGAAUGCAACUGUGCAGCAUGUUUUAAAAUGUGCACUGAUAAGCUUGGGAAAUAUGGUAUUGUGUAUGUGUACUGUUUGUGAAAGAUGUUCUUUUUAUUAUCACAGAUAUUUACUGAUUCUGCUACUGUAGCUGUAUUACUGUAAACCUCAUACAUGACUGCUGCUUAAAAUUUUACGCUACUGUACCCGUUUCCCAGGCACAAAGAAGCCUAGCUACAACAAAGAAGCUCAUUUCAACUAGAAUUUAGUGUACCGAUAGGGUUAAAUGUUAUUGAUGGUUGAUUGUGUAGGCGACUUGAGGUUACAGUAGCUUCUGGUGAAACAUAGGCAGUGCGACAAUGACUUGAUUCAGUACGAGGCUUACAGGCUUUUUUUGUCUGUGUCUGGGGAAAUGCUAAAUGUUGCGUCUACACUCAUGUCUGUCUCUGAGAUGAGCUUAUUUCCAUUAACAGUGCUACUACCAAAGCAGCAGUUCAGGGUUACCCACACAAAGCUGCUUCGAUUUGUUUUGCUGUGAUGUCAGCCUGCCUGUCUCUCUCUUUCUCUCUCUUUCUCUCUCUCUCACUCACUAACCUCGUUGCCACAUAUACCUCUGAACUUUCUCUGCCUAUAGCCCAGUGUCAGGUUUCACAUCAAGGCUUCUGUGUUAUGAUACUGAAUCUACUGGGGUAUGAGCUCCUAUUAGCUUAGGAAUACUUAUGAGCUGUUUGUCUCUUUAGGAACAACACCUAAGUGUAAAUAUAUUGCCAUCAACAACAUUUUAACUUCUUCAAGUAGAUUGUUAUACAGACAGUCAGCCAUUAAGUGGAGGAAUUAAAAAAAAAAUGGUUUUAACUCUGCCCUGCGGCAUUUACAGGAGAUCUGCCAUGUAUCUCAGCUUGCAACCAGGAAGCAGAGAUUCCUGGUUCAAGUAUUUGUCCUUGUUGGUUAUCUUUGUAUGUGUUAUUUGUAAUUUUAAGGCUAAUUGUAAAGCUUUUUAUUUGUAACUUUGGCAACUAUACAACUUCUGAUGUCUCCGCUCCUGAAUGUCUCCACUCAUAACAGUACACUGCCUGCCUAUGUCUGGGGCUACAGCAUAGUGCAGCAUGAUGUCUCUACUCUGGGAAGUAUCUGCUAUUUAUAUCAAAGGGCCAGUUUGUAAACAAGCCUAAACACCUCUUAACAAAUAGAAAAAGUUGAUUAUUUAAUUGUAUAAGUUUGAUUGCAGUAUAUUCUGGGAACACACCUGGGCUUGUUUUCAGAUUGAGCCUAAGGCAUUUUUUUGUUUUUGGGGUUUUUUUUGUUUUUGUUUUUUUGCUGGCAAAUCUUUGAAAGGAGUUAUCAGAAACCUGCUAUUUAUGCAUAAAUCAAUUAUUGCACUAUGAUUUAUAAAAAGCAUUUUUGUUGUAGAAACCUGUUUUGUGUUGUUGCUGCAUACUUAUUUAUUGAUUGUGCUAAAGAACUGUGAUUUUACUAGUUUGAUUGUUGUAGUUCUUGAUUUGUGAUGGGGCACUUUGAUGCAAUGUGAAAUGUGUAUUGCUACAACUGCAUGAACGCUUUUAAAUGUUAGCUUAUAUAAUUUAUUUAGUCCUGAAAUGAAACCUCUGACUAUUGUGGUUGUUUAGUGCUUAUGUUAAGAUGCGAUUAUUUGUGUUUUUUAAAAAAAGAUUUGAUUAUAAUAAACUCAACAGUAACACUACAGAAUGUAACACUCUUAUACUGUAUCCAGCCCAGUUAAACAGGUCUGGGUGCAAACAAUACUUAUAUUGUUAGAAAUAAUAUCCACUAUCAAACACUUUUAAUAUUAUUUAAAUCAAUGACUUGCUUUUGUAUUGAAAUGAAUCACUCACAGGACCUGAUUUAACUGUUAGUUCAUUUGAACAUUAGAGGUUUUUUUUUGAUCCGUUAGUUUGUUGGUGAAAGUGCUGUUGAAAAAAAACAAACAUUUCGGUUUAAGCGUUUCUACAAUCUUUCCUUCUGCUUUUAGCAGAAUGUUAUCGUUUGCCUUCAGCAACUUAUCAAUAAAACGGUUCUCUGA